AAAAUGUGAUAAAGUUGCUUCAAAAACUGUGCCGGUCAUGAAAGUGGACAAAAAUUGUGAAACGUGCGCGGGCAGACAUAUUGCAGAUCAGUGAUUUCGAUGGGGGUCGGCGAGGCGGUGAAAAAUGGGACUUCGGAUGGCAGGACUGACUGGAAAACAGAGAAAAAGGAGCUAUUCGGAGUCCAACUCGAGGUGACGAGUCUCUUGCUGGAAGCAGAACGAAGACGCUUGAUCCUUUUACAAAAUGAACUUGGUAAUGCCGUGAUACUCAACAAUAACAAUCCGAAUGGUUCAUCAUUCAAAGCCAAAGAAGAAACGCACAAAGAACUAGUGCAGGCGAUCUCUCGAAUUCAGUCUCAGUACGAGCAACUGGAGCAGGAAUAUAAAAUCCACGCACUCGGAGCUCUACGAUGCAGCAACACAGGAAAGAAUAAGCGUAGUCAGCCAGCUAUCGGGAUGAAGAUUGCGACGCGGUAUCGGGAAGAUGCUCACAUCCGAAAAGAUCCGAUCCCCAGAACAUGUCGAUGUGAAAUUCGUCGAGUGUUUGAUACCUUGGAACGAACCUGUGCGUCGAGACUGCGGGGGAAUCCUAGGAAUCGUCCGUUGAAAGAGCAACCUUUUGCGCGGUGGGUUGUGGUACUCGCCGUCACCCGGCCCGCCCGAGGAAGCUGGUAUUUGUCGACGCAUUGCCGAAGAAAGCUUUCUCCGACACCUUCCUUUUUUCAUUCCCCUGACGUGAGGAAUUUCUGUCGCGUUUUUCUCGCCUCUUUCCGCCCCCCAGUGGCGGCUAUUUUCGGGCGUAAUGCCGGGGAUCGACUCUCGGCACGCGCCGCUGAGGCCACGCUAUUGCUUCCUGUGUUUUGCGAGCCGCGAGCUUCAGUGUUGUGUGGCCCGUGCAUCCUGACCCGGGGAGGAGGGAAAGACGGAACGCUGCGUCAGAAAUGUCCAUUUGCCAUUCUCGCGGUGCUUCCUCUCGCACAGAUUUUUAGCGCAGGGAAUACUUCUGAAGAAAAUGGGAAUUCCGCGGCGUCAUUCUUGAGAGAGUACUCGUGUCUGCUUUUCGGUUGGCUGCCGACAGGUGCGCCUCGUCUGGCGGACGUGCGCGACGAGCGCACUAUGCAAGGACUCGAAUGCGCGGGAGGCGUCGCGUCGCGUCGAGAAUUCUGCGGCUUGACGUCGUGGUAUUCACGUGGCGAGAGAGGGGGAGAGAGGGAUUAUUCGGGUGUGACAGAUAAGGAAAAGCUUCUGGGCAGUCGAAGCGAACAAACUUUACAGUUUCUCAUUUCUUUAUCUAGGGUUUUCCGCGAAACUGUGUACAAUAUCGUCCGGAUGCUCAUCACGUCGCAGUCCAUUUACGGGCAGUCCGCAGAAGUCGACAUGACAUCCGAGCCGUGUCCGAGGCUUAAUUGCAGCAGCAGGUGGCUAAUUAUGUUCCAGGUCCUUGCGCUUAACUGGAUUGUUCACGUCCCAGUGAACCUGGGUUCCAGUGGUGGGGAAGUCAUUAGGGAAAACGACCCACGGCCCGUGAAAAAUGCUGGCGUCGCCAGAACGAGGCCUGUCGCUUUGGUUGAAAGAGCUUCAUGCUGCCUCGAGGUCGGGCUGGCCAUCAUCACGCCAAUUUUUUCAGCCAACAAAACGUCGACGUGA
Notodromas monacha is the source of this 1647-nucleotide messenger RNA. NCBI's taxonomy places the organism in Eukaryota, Metazoa, Arthropoda, Ostracoda, Podocopida, Cyprididae. The record is from the annotation of a GenBank genome assembly.